Messenger RNA from Prunus armeniaca (apricot), 495 nucleotides. Lineage: Eukaryota; Viridiplantae; Streptophyta; Magnoliopsida; Rosales; Rosaceae. The record is from the annotation of a GenBank genome assembly.
AUGGAGAGUGUCUUCCACGAUUACUAUUAUAGGAUUCAGCUAGAGGUCACCAUCAGUGACCUCGCUACCCUCAAGCAGAGUGAAGAUGAACCUGCCCAAGACUUUAUAACCAGGUUCAGGAAACUCAAAAUGAAGUGCCGAAUCCCCAUGGAAGAAACACACUUCAUCCAAAUGGCUCAGGCUGCCCUCAAAAUCUCUCUGAGAAAAAGAUUUGAUGGAAUGCUGUUUGGAGACCUGGCAGAACUGGCAGAUAAAGCAUCCAAGUACGAGGAGCUGCUCAGGGAGGAACAGCAGAAGAGAAACUCUUCCAAAGGCACAUGUUACAAGUCCCCCUCUUCUUCAAUACAUAUGAUUGAAGUAGAGUCAGAAGAAGACACAGAAGGCUCGGAGGAGAGAGAGAUUGUCGUGGCAGAAAUGGCAAAAUUAAAGCACCCCAUCAGUUGUAAGGCUCUUACAAAGCCUCCAAGAGAUCAGAAGCCGCCACCAUUCACAUGA